Molecule: messenger RNA, 1882 nt
Organism: Gracilinanus agilis (Agile Gracile Mouse Opossum)
Lineage: Eukaryota; Metazoa; Chordata; Mammalia; Didelphimorphia; Didelphidae
Gene: TUBA8
Product: tubulin alpha 8
Exons: 5
Coding region: 85-1434 (449 amino acids)
Biological process (GO): microtubule cytoskeleton organization; mitotic cell cycle
Cellular component (GO): cytoplasm; microtubule
Molecular function (GO): structural constituent of cytoskeleton; GTP binding
Source: RefSeq, a predicted model, not a curated record
AGGGCACUAGUGGAGUCGCAAGCUGAGGGCUGGAGAAGCUGAAUCUGCGAAGAGGAGACGAGCGCUGCAGCUGCUGCCGUCAGGAUGCGUGAGUGUAUAUCAGUCCACGUGGGUCAAGCAGGAGUCCAGAUCGGCAAUGCUUGUUGGGAGCUCUUCUGCUUAGAGCAUGGCAUCCAAGCGGAUGGUACUUUUGGCACCCAGGCCAGCAAGAUCAACAAUGAUGAUUCCUUCACCACCUUUUUCAGUGAGACUGGCACAGGGAAGCACGUGCCCCGGGCAGUAAUGGUUGACUUGGAACCCUCUGUAGUAGAUGAGGUUCGGGCUGGUACCUAUCGACAGCUCUUCCAUCCAGAGCAGCUGAUUACUGGAAAGGAAGACGCUGCCAACAACUAUGCCCGUGGCCAUUAUACCAUUGGCAAGGAGAGCAUUGACCUGGUGUUGGACCGAAUCAGGAAACUGACAGACUCCUGUUCAGGCCUUCAAGGCUUCCUCAUCUUCCAUAGUUUCGGCGGGGGCACUGGCUCUGGCUUCACCUCUCUGCUGAUGGAACGCCUCUCCCUCGAUUAUGGCAAGAAGUCCAAGCUGGAGUUUGCCAUCUAUCCGGCCCCUCAGGUCUCCACUGCAGUGGUUGAACCUUAUAACUCCAUCUUGACCACUCAUACCACCCUGGAACACUCUGACUGUGCCUUCAUGGUAGACAAUGAGGCCAUCUACGACAUCUGCCGUCGAAACCUGGAUAUCGAGCGUCCGACUUACACAAACCUCAACCGCCUCAUUAGCCAGAUCGUUUCCUCCAUCACCGCCUCUCUCCGCUUUGAUGGAGCCCUUAAUGUGGACCUCACGGAGUUCCAGACCAAUUUGGUGCCUUAUCCUCGUAUUCACUUCCCCUUGGUCACCUACGCGCCCAUCAUUUCCUCAGAGAAAGCCUAUCACGAGCAGCUUUCGGUCGCUGAGAUCACCAGCUCCUGCUUUGAGCCCAAUAGCCAGAUGGUAAAAUGUGACCCAAGGCACGGCAAGUACAUGGCCUGCUGCAUGCUCUACCGAGGGGACGUUGUCCCCAAGGAUGUGAAUGUUGCCAUUGCUGCUAUCAAGACCAAGAGGACCAUCCAGUUCGUGGACUGGUGCCCCACGGGUUUCAAGGUGGGUAUCAACUAUCAGCCCCCAACAGUAGUACCCGGAGGAGAUCUGGCCAAAGUUCAUCGGGCUGUCUGCAUGCUGAGCAACACCACGGCCAUUGCUGAGGCUUGGGCCCGGCUGGAUCAUAAGUUUGACUUGAUGUAUGCUAAACGGGCCUUUGUGCACUGGUAUGUUGGGGAGGGCAUGGAAGAAGGAGAGUUUUCAGAGGCCAGAGAGGACCUCGCUGCUCUGGAGAAAGACUAUGAAGAAGUGGGCACUGACUCCUUUGAAGAUGAAAAUGAAGGGGAUGAGUUUUAAUUCUAUAUGUUCCCUUUACUUCUUGUCUGUGUCUCCUCAUUUGCAUGGCCUCUGCUCAAUAAAAUCUGCAAGACAGGCCUGGAUCACUGGAAUGAGUACCUGCAAAUAACCCUGAUAAGUUAGGCAGUUGCUAAGAGACUCAAGAAUGGAGAAUAACUGGUUUUUUACCCAGUCAACCUUAUCCUCUUACAUGACAGUCAGAUCUGGGUAUGCUGUUCAGAAAACGUGUGGCCUGCGUUCAGCGCUCCAAUUAAAUCCAAGGUACCUCUGGGGCAGGGUCCAACCAAGAGUUUUAUUUUAUAGUUCGGGUUUGUAUCAACAGCUCAGGGCGGCAGGAACUGGGUUAUGUGUUUAUUUAUUUGUUUGUUUUUGUUUAAGAAGGCCUGCAGAUGGGGAUGGAGAAGAGGUUAUAAGUUCUUGUCAUUCAAUAAACAGAAUUUAAAAAGCA